CCCUACAAAAAAUCAAUAAAAAAACAUCUCAUGCUUAUCCAUAUGCAUCUAUGAGUCAUAUCGUACAAAUUCUCCUUAAAACGAUCGAUGACAGAAUAUCCUAAAUCCUACAGCGUUUCAUGAGCGAAUAAAAAAUGCUGAGAUCGGUUGUUUUGAACCCUCUUCCGCCAUUGCCGUCUUAUUUAACUGUUUAUUCUGAAGAUGUGAAUAAAAGCAACGGCUCGAGAGCAGUCAUAAUUCCGUCGACAAUCCGAUGUGUUUCCCGAAGCAACGGUUCUAUACCUAAGCGCGAGCCUUUUAGCAGGAGCAAGUUCGACAGAAUCGUUAAAGACCCUCCUCUCAUUCAGAAGUGCGAAAGCGAAAUCGCAGAUUAUUGCUCUGCUCUUGAAGGGGAUGCUUCGUAUAGCUGCUGGAGGGCCUAUUUUGAACUUAAGGAUCUUGAAAAAGAAGAACCCAAGGAGGACGUGGAGAGGCUAAUCCUGCAAGCGGGUGGAGUGAAAUCCCUGAUUGGAUGCCUGCAUGGAAUCGCAGCCAUGCAGAAACCCGUGAAAGGAAGGCAUGAAGCCGAAAAGCCUACAUACAGUGUAAAGAAAGAAGAGGAGAGGUUAUGCCGUGUGCCUGAUGGGUUGCCCAAGUCAAGAGAAGAAAUUGAAGAAGAAGAGAGAGCUUUGAUGCCAGAUUCAGCCUUCACAAGAUUACUGAGGAGUAAAGGGAGAGCCCCUGCAUGGUACUCUCGCGCUCCAGAUCACUAAACUGGUUGAUAAUUUGAUACAUCCAUCUUUACAAGGGUAGUAGUCAUUGACUCAUAGUGUGCGUAGUACUUUAGAGUAGUGUGAGUAUACCGGGGCCGUAGCUCACCUAGUAGGAAGGGAGUGACACAAGGGAGAGGUCUCGGGUUCGACUCCAAACAAUGAAGCCCCACUCUCUUUCCAUUAGUGUGGGAUCAAAGUUCAAUUUUCAUUCUCCUAGCUAGUUGUACAGUCGGUGCUGGGGGUCCUCAGGGAUGAGGUGUCAUCCCUUUUUUUAGAGUAGUGAGUAUGGUUUGAACUAAUAAACAAAUAAAAAUGUGUAGAUGGUGGGGAAGUCAUAGUUUGACAAGUACUUUUAGUAUUAUGGCCUAAAACUGUUAGCCAUUAGCUUGUCCCGUUAGUGUCUAUGAUUGAUCAAUUGAUCAAUUGAGCCAAUUAGCCCUGAUGGUAUAACUCAUUGCCGAAAGUGUUUGGUAAGACCGUAGGACUAUGUAUGUCUGUAAAUAGUUGUUAAGUAAAGGUAAAUGGCGCAUAAGGACAUGUCUUCAUUUAUGCAAAAUAAUUUAAUAUUAUUCAUGUUAUUAUUAUUUUAUAUAGUCCUUUUUGUUAUAAUGAUUAUAUGAGAAGAAAAAUUGUCUCAAAAUAAACGUAAUUGUGAAAUCAGAAAUAAUACACCUUAAAAAGUCCUUUACCC
Cuscuta epithymum is the source of this 1443-nucleotide messenger RNA. Lineage: Eukaryota; Viridiplantae; Streptophyta; Magnoliopsida; Solanales; Convolvulaceae. The record is from the annotation of a GenBank genome assembly.